Gossypium arboreum is the source of this 1145-nucleotide messenger RNA. RefSeq names its product shikimate O-hydroxycinnamoyltransferase-like. The transcript is spliced from 2 exons. Gene Ontology annotation, molecular function: acyltransferase activity, transferring groups other than amino-acyl groups. Bases 230 to 973 code for a protein of 247 amino acids. The record is from RefSeq and is a predicted model, not a curated record. Lineage: Eukaryota; Viridiplantae; Streptophyta; Magnoliopsida; Malvales; Malvaceae.
GUUCUGUGGAUAGAAGCUGAAACUACAUCGGCCAUGGAUGAUCUUGACGGUUUUACUCGCUGCUCAAAACUGAGGAAACUGGUUCCCACGGCUGAUUACUCUGGAGAUAUUAGUUCUUAUCCGCUUAUGGCUCAGGUAACUACUCUAAAAUGCGGUGGAGUCUGUCUUGGAAUAGCAACUCAUCAUACAUGGAACAACGGCCUUUCAUUUCAUCAAUAGUUGGUCUGAAAUGGCAAAAGGCUUGCCCCAAAUUAGCAUGCCACCACUUAUUGAUCAUGACCGAACCCUUCUCCGAGCAAGAGUGCCGCCAACCCCUAGAUUUCAUCAUCUCGAAUAUGACCCACCUCCUUCCUUAAACACCACUACGUCACUUGACCCUAAUAAUCAUAAACCCUCCAAUGUAUCUGUUUUCAAGAUCACACAAAAUCAACUUAAUAACCUAAAAGCCAAGUCCCGGGAACGUGGAAACAAAACCAAUUACAGCACCUACACCAUUCUAGCUGCAUACAUAUGGCGCUGUGCAACUAAAGCUCGAGGCCUCUCAUAUGAUCAGCCAACCAAGUUACACAUGCCAAUUAAUGGACGUCCCAGACUACAUCCUCCCCUCCCAUCAACGUACGUGGGCAAUGCAAUGUUUUUGGCUUCAUUAAUAGCUCUAUCUGGAAAUCUCCAAUCAGAACCGUUUGUAAAUACCCUAGAACGAGUUCAUGGAACAUUGAAAAGGAUGAAUAAUGAGUAUCUAAGAUCAGCUGUAGACUACCUAGAAACACUGCCAGAUACAACAGUUUCCAGGAGAGAACCAGACAUUUACCAGUGCCCAAACCUAAGUAUCAACAAAUGGACACGACUGUCUAUAUAUGAUGCAGAUUUUGGAUGGGGUCGACCAAUAUACAUGGGUCCAGCAAACGUUGUCCAUGAAGGAAAAAUAUACACACUACCAAGUCCAACAGAUGAUGGAGCUUGUCACUGGUAGCUAGCAUGCCUACAGACUGCUCAUAUGAAACUCUUCGAGAAACAUCUAUACGAAGGCUUGAAGUCAUUUGACAAAAUCAAAGCUCGAUAUUAGUUGUUUGUUCCCUCUAUCAAUAUAUGUAUAAACCUAUAAAUCUUCUACUUCUGUUUAUUUAGCUAAAACUUUGUUUGAA